Messenger RNA from Enterobius vermicularis (human pinworm), 1299 nucleotides. Lineage: Eukaryota; Metazoa; Nematoda; Chromadorea; Rhabditida; Oxyuridae. The record is from the annotation of a GenBank genome assembly.
AUGAACACCUCGGAUGCACAAGAUUUGUUGGGUUGGAGUCCAGCACCAAACAAGGAUGAUACACCGUUGGCAUUAACUGACGUUGACAAAAAGAAAAAACGUUCUCGCCCGGAGGCUGGCUUUAAAAGACCAGAAGGCAUGCAUCGGGAGUUAUUUAGUUUGAUCGGACGGAAUCAGGAAUUGGAGUUAGCAGCGUUGAUUCCAUCGUCAACGAAAGAUAGAAGUUAUCGAAGCCGAAAAGCUAGAUUUGGUAUUCAAAGAGUGAGGCCGUGGUUGUGGCGACCAUUCAAAAAUCCGGCUCGUGAUGAUGAUUUGCAGCUGUGCCACUGGGAAAGAGCGGAUAGAGAGAAAACUGAUUAUUUAUUUGCUAGGUUUAACAAGGUAAUAACAAUACCAGAAUUCACAGAUGAGGAGUAUGACAAGUGUCUAGUUUCACAGAAAUGGACCAAGGAGGAUACAAUACAUUUGUUUGAUCUUUGCAAAAGGUUUGAUUUGAGAUGGAUAAUAAUAGCUGAUCGAUGGGCUGGUUCUACCCGUCGAUCGAUUGAGGACAUGAAAGACAGAUUUUAUACUGUAAUUAAUGAACUGAAUACUUUAAAUGGUGUGGAGGCUGAACCUCUAUGUUAUGAUGCCGAACAUGAAAGAAGGAGGAAGGAGCAGCUGACAAAGCAGUGGGAUAGGACUAGACAAGAGAUUGAAGAGGAGGAGAUGCUCAUUAUCGAACUGAAAAAGAUUGAAAUACGAAGAAGGGAACGGGAACGGAAAGCCCAGGAUCUGCAAAAACUUAUUACGGCAAGCGACCGCAUGGGUGCGUCGACAUCGAACUUGACAUCUUCUGUGUCUCCAGCGUCUGCAAUUAAAAAAAAGGCUCAUAGGCCAAAAGCUUCUGGAGGUUCAUUACCUCAUUCCUCAAGCAGUGCUUUUCUUGCGGAACAUUCAUCUUUGCGUUUUCCUGAAUUUCGGUCUGCUGGUGCCCAUUUGCGGAGUCAAGAAAUGAAAUUGCCAACAAACAUUGGACAGAAGAAGCUGAAGAAUAUUGAAACAGUAAUUGAAAAAUUAAAACUAGAUAUGGUCCCGAUUGGAGAUGAAGAAAUUAUGUUUGAUAUUCCUUCUCGACUGCGCGUUUAUAAUGCAUCUGAUGGUGAUUCCGCAGAAGUCGAAGGAACGCGGCAUCCUGGAAGGGCUAUAACCGACAUGAUAGAACUCUCAACUUUUUUGGCAGUGAGCCGAAAAAGAAAAGCGUCUACUCCUAUGCCUUCGACACCUUUGGCAGAAUCUAGGCGUCUUCGGAAGACUUGA